GUCAAGUUAUCAUUUUCGGGUUGGGACUUUUAAAACUUGUAGUUAUUAAUUUAAUGAAAUAAUUAUACUACUUUGGUUAUUUUGUUAUUAAUUGUUAAUCCGAAUAAUAAAACUUCAAUAUGAGUGACCAACAAAUGGAUUGUGCACUGGACUUGAUGCGGAGGCUGCCCCCUCAGCAGAUCGAAAAGAAUUUAACAGAUUUGAUAGACCUCGUUCCGAGUAUGUGUGACGACCUAUUAUCAUCAGUAGAUCAGCCUCUAAAGAUUGCUCAGGAUCGUAGCAACGGGAAAGACUAUUUAUUAUGCGAUUACAAUCGCGACGGUGACUCCUACAGGUCUCCUUGGUCGAAUACUUACGACCCACCAUUAGAUGAUGGCUCCAUGCCCUCUGAACGCUUGAGAAAACUAGAAAUAGAUGCUAACCUCGCCUUUGAUCAAUAUCGAGAGAUGUACUUUGAAGGUGGCGUUAGCUCAGUCUACCUUUGGGAUAUGGAUCAUGGAUUUGCAGGAGUAAUAUUAAUCAAGAAAGCUGGAGAUGGUUCCCAAAAGAUCAAAGGAUGCUGGGAUUCAAUCCACGUAGUGGAGGUGAUCGAGAAGAGUUCAGGACGCAAUGCUCACUACAAGUUGACCUCGACUGCAAUGUUGUGGCUUCAGACUAAUAAAGAAAGCAGCGGCACUAUGAACCUUGGAGGCAGUUUGACUAGACAGGCAGAACAAGACUCGACAGUAAGUGAUGUGACUCCGCACAUUGCAAAUAUUGGGCGCAUGGUGGAAGACAUGGAAAAUAAGAUCAGAAACACACUUAACGACAUUUAUUUUGGUAAAACAAAAGAUAUAGUGAGCGGGCUGAGGUCAGUGAUCCCGGCGGACGUGGCGCGCCGCACCGCCGCGCUGCAGCACGACCUCGCGCUCGCCCUGCAGCGCCGCCACGUGCAGCGCGACGACUGAGAGCGCCGCCCCCGCCCCCCGCUCGGCACACAUGAGGUGGAGACGUUCGGUGAUGUAACGAAGAUAGAAGUGUUGCAAGAGGAUUAACAGUGAAACGAACCUCACGUGUGAGAACUUAUGAACAUUAAAUUAAUUCCCCCGGUAUAUAUGUCUCGUUAGUGUGUAAAUGUAGAUUUUAAAUAUGGCCGUUUAUGGUGCUUUAACAGUCUUCAGAAUUACGUUUGUUAAAAUAAUAAAUAUAUACAUACUUACAAAGAGAACAAUUUCGAUGAUUUAUAAACUUCAAUAGUGGCCAUUUUGGCGUUAUUCAGUUAAUUAAAAAUACAUUGGAUUUCUCUCUCUCUCUUUCUCUCUUUCGUUUUAAGUGUACCUACCUACUUAAAUUUUUUUUUUUUUAAAUUGUCAAAAUUCAAAGAAAUUUCUUGUUAAUGUAUAGAGAAUAAUGUAAACUUAAGUAAUUCGCUUAAUAAAAUGAUGUAUAAUGAUUGAAUUGUUCAAUGCUUUAUGCCUUAAAAUAAAAAUAUAUAUUAAUAAGAAGUAA
Bombyx mandarina (wild silkworm) is the source of this 1488-nucleotide messenger RNA. It is a transcript of the gene cpb, whose product is annotated as F-actin-capping protein subunit beta. Gene Ontology annotation, cellular component: F-actin capping protein complex; cytoplasm. The record is from RefSeq and is a predicted model, not a curated record. Gene Ontology annotation, molecular function: actin filament binding. Lineage: Eukaryota; Metazoa; Arthropoda; Insecta; Lepidoptera; Bombycidae. Gene Ontology annotation, biological process: actin cytoskeleton organization; regulation of lamellipodium assembly; cell morphogenesis.